Messenger RNA from Akanthomyces muscarius, 1680 nucleotides. RefSeq lists its product as uncharacterized. Gene Ontology annotation, molecular function: oxidoreductase activity, acting on paired donors, with incorporation or reduction of molecular oxygen; monooxygenase activity; iron ion binding. The record is from RefSeq and is a predicted model, not a curated record. The transcript has 5 exons. Lineage: Eukaryota; Fungi; Ascomycota; Sordariomycetes; Hypocreales; Cordycipitaceae. The coding region runs from base 1 to 1680 and encodes 559 amino acids.
AUGGGCAGUGCCAGGGUCGCAACCCGCAAGUUCUACUUUAUUGAGACUGUUUCUGGUGUCUUGAGGAAAAGGGAGACGCAAACGUCUGGCUCCAUGGAGAACUUGGACUAUCUUUCGGCUGCCUUGGCGGCCAUCUUGACCUACGCAAUCUACACUGCAAUAUGGCGUCUGUAUUUUAGCCCAAUUGCGCAUUUUCCUGGGCCGAGGCUGGCGGCACUAACUCAUGGCUAUGAGGCCUAUUACAACAAUGUAAAAGGCGGAAAGUACAUUUACAGAAUCCAGGAAAUGCACAACCGAUAUGGACCAAUUGUCCGCAUCUCGCCAUCCGAUCUACAUGUGAACGACCCGAACUUUUACGAUGUUCUCUAUCCUAGUACUACAAGUGGGCGAAGGGCUAACAAGUCAGCGAGCCUGACCAAAUUCUUUGGCCUGGAUGACUCGCUGUUCUCCACGAUUGAGCACGACACCCACCGGAUGCGCCGCGCCGCCUUGCUGCCCUUCUUCAGCCCGUCCUACGUGAGAAGACUGCAGCCCAUGUUUCAGGAGCGACUCGACGUUCUCCUCGCCAGGAUGGCUGCCUUGAAAGACACGGAGCAGGCAGUCAACGCGAGCUGCCUGUUUGCAGCAUUCAGCAACGACCUAGUUCAGACGUUGGCCUUUGGACAGUGCGCCGGCAAGCUUGAAACUCCGGAUUUCGAUUCUUCAGAGCGCGACGCGGCGCUCUCGGGUGCACAGUCGUUUCACGUCUUGAAGCGCAUUCCCUGGCUGAAUAACGUCAUGAUGGCCAUGCCCGAGGCUGUAUCGCACGUCUUGAGCCCGUCGCUGGCAUCCUUUAUGCGGCAGAAGCGCAUGACGCGAGAGCAGAUUGCUCGGCUGUCUUGCGUUUCCGCGGAUGAGUUUGCGGGUGCCGAUGUGACGCCGAUUUUCCAACAGGUCAUGUUGUCUUCCAAGCUGCCGCCCAGCGAGAAGUCGGUCGAGCGAGUGGCGCAAGACGCCCAGAUGCUUCUCAUGGCCGGCACGCUGACAAUGGCUUCCGUCCUUGAGCAUCUAAUUUACUGGAUGGUCGAUAACCCGGCAGUUCUGCAAAGACUCAAGACGGAGCUGUGCGAGGUGAUGCCGUCGAUUGAUGAUGUCGGCAAAGUGCCCAUCGCGAAAUUGGAAGGCCUUCCAUACAUGACUGCCAUUGUCAAAGAAAGUAUUCGACUUAUAUACGGAAACUCGACACCGCAUUUUCGUUUUGAUCCGGACAAGUCUCUUGUGUACGAUGAUGCCGCCACUGGUCGUCGGUGGGAAAUUCCGCGCAACACGUCGGUAGGCAUGUCGAGCGUUCUGCUGCACCACAAUGAGCAGCAUUUCCCGGAAAGCUCCAGAUUCGUUCCUGAGCGUUGGAUCGGGGAUGAUGGAAAAAAGCUGGACAAGUACAACGUGGGGUUUGGCAAGGGCAGUCGUGUGUGUAUUGGUAUGCCCCAGGCAUACGCCGUCAUGCGUUUGGUGUUGGCUCAAGUUUGGAGGCUUUGGGCGAGCCCGGGCGCACAGAUUGGUGACGAAAUUGGCGUGCUCAGCUUGCACGACACCAGUCCUCAUGAUGUGCAAAUGAGUGGAGAUUUCUUUGUCGCUGCGUAUAACAAAAUUCAGGGCGUCGAGUUCAAGCUGCAUGACAUGAAAGUAAGGACAAUUUAG